CUUUACAUCCUUCCAAUACGCCCAUGGAAUUUGUCCUCUACUUUUUUAUAAGGUCUUCUCUUCUUUCCCACUUUAAGAAGCCACAACCUCUCGAAACCUCUCCACCAUAGACUCAGAAUUUCAGCUCAAUUCAUCUCCAAAGUCUUCCAUGACUACCACCACUCACAAGAAGCUUGAAAUUUUUACAGAUGAUCAAACUCCACAGAAAUGGUGUGUUCUAUUGAGAGAAGAAGUGUUCAAGAAGUUAAUGUCACAAGGUAGUCCAAUAGUGCACAAGGUGUUUGGUGGUGGAUCAUUUUUCAGUCCUCUUUUGUUUGGGAAAUUCUUUGAUCCAUCUGAUGCCUUUCCACUGUGGGAGUUUGAGUCAGAUAUCUUAUUGUCUAGUCUAAGAAGCUCUGGCCAAAGCACUAUUGAUUGGUUUCAGACAGAUCAGGAUUAUGUUCUCAAAGCAGAACUACCAGGAGGAGGGAAAAACAGUGUUCAAGUGUAUGCUGAAAAUGGGAAGGUUUUGGAGAUUAGCGGGCAGUGGAAACAGCAGCAGCCCAAGACAAACACUACAAGAGAUUGGAGAAGUGAGCAGUGGUGGGAAUAUGGGUAUGUAAGGAGGCUUGAGCUCCCACAAGAUGCAGAUUGGAGAAAGAUAGAGGCAUAUGUGACAAAUGACCAGAUGUUGGAAAUCAAACUUCACAAGAUCAAGAACCCCUUGGAUUCUGAUAAUAAUCAGAACGCAACUGCAUAAGAUAUGUGAUGAAAGAAUGAAUCAUUUUGCCUUUUAAUUAUUAUCUUGACACUGCUGUAAUGUAAUUGUGUUGAUUUUGUAACUACUGAAUAUUAUGUAUAAUUAAAUAAUAUGGGCAAACGCAAUAUCAACGGGGAUGUAGCUCAGAUGGUAGAGCGCUCGCUUAGCAUGCGAGAGGUACGGGGAUCGAUACCCCGCAUCUCCAUUUUGCAGCUCUUUUUUAUUUUGUAUUUUUCUCCCU
Messenger RNA from Argentina anserina (silverweed cinquefoil), 980 nucleotides. Its product is annotated as 21.7 kDa class VI heat shock protein. The record is from RefSeq and is a predicted model, not a curated record. NCBI's taxonomy places the organism in Eukaryota, Viridiplantae, Streptophyta, Magnoliopsida, Rosales, Rosaceae. Bases 149 to 739 code for a protein of 196 amino acids. The transcript has 2 exons.